Aspergillus pseudoviridinutans is the source of this 1293-nucleotide messenger RNA. RefSeq names its product tyrosinase family protein. The coding region runs from base 1 to 1293 and encodes 430 amino acids. The transcript is spliced from 2 exons. NCBI's taxonomy places the organism in Eukaryota, Fungi, Ascomycota, Eurotiomycetes, Eurotiales, Aspergillaceae. Gene Ontology annotation, molecular function: oxidoreductase activity. The record is from RefSeq and is a predicted model, not a curated record.
AUGGUUGCCAUCCGCACUCUGAGCCUUGCGCUCCUCCUGACAGGGGCCCUGGCUAUGCCCUCUCCCCAGGACGCUACUGCACCCUCCUCUGCAGUCUCUACCCCGCUCCCUAGUACGGCGGCCAGCUCCCCGGAUACGGCCUCUUCCCAGCUGGACCAGCUCGCCAACUUCGCGUACAACGUCACCACCGACAACGUAUCGAGCAACGCAGGCACCAAGCGCGGCAGCUGCUCGCUCAGCAACCUGCGCAUCCGGCGCGACUGGAGAUUCUUUUCCUCCUCGCAGAAGAAGGCGUUCAUCAAGUCGGUUCGGUGUCUGCAGCAGCUGCCUGCGCGUACCCCGUCCAGCAUCGCCGCCGGGGCAAAGACUCGCUAUGACGACUUCGUCGCGACGCAUAUCCAGCAGACCUUGAACAUCCACUAUACUGUAGGUUUGCAAGAUCCAAGCGAGCCCACGGCCCUCACUAACACUCAAAAGGGAACGUUCCUGGCCUGGCACCGUUACUUCAUCUACCAGUUUGAGCAGGCUCUGCGCGAUGAGUGUGGAUACACCGGUGACUACCCAUACUGGAACUGGCCCGCGGACGCCAACUCCAUGGAAACCUCCCCCGUCUUCGACGGCAGCGAUACCUCCAUGUCCGGCAACGGCGCAUACGUCGCCAACAAGGGGGACAUCGCGCUGACAAUGGGCAACUACCCGAUCAUCUACCUCCCCUCUGGCACAGGCGGCGGCUGCGUCACCAGCGGCCCUUUUGUCAACUAUACGGUCAACCUGGGCCCCGCGGCGCUGAAUCUCCCCGGCGGGACAAUGGAAGCCCAAUCCAACCCCCUCGACUACAACCCACGCUGCCUGAAGCGCGAUCUCACCACCGCGAUUCUCAAGCGCUACGCCAACGCCACCUCCGUCGUGAAGCUCAUCCUCGAGAACCGGGAUAUCUGGGACUUCCAGAUGGUCAUGCAGGGUGUCCCCGGCAGCGGCUCGAUCGGCGUCCACGGCGGAGGCCACUACUCCAUGGGCGGCGACCCCGGCCGGGACGUGUUCACCAGCCCCGGCGAUCCGGCCUUCUGGCUGCACCACGGCCAGAUCGACCGCGUGUGGUGGAUCUGGCAGGCCCUCGAUCUGAAGAACAGGCAGUAUGCCAUCUCGGGGACGGGCACGUUCAUGAACCAGCCGGCGUCGCCGAACACGACGCUUAGCACGGUGAUUGAUCUCGGAUAUGCUUAUGGGGGGUCGAUUGCCAUGCAGGAUCUGAUGAGUACGGUUGAUGGGCCUUUCUGCUAUGUUUAUCUGUAG